AUGAGCUGGGGACCGAUCGUUGCGCGCCGUGCGGCGCGUGUGCCGUCUACGCUGCGAGCGAGCUCCAGCGCUGCCGGCGACAAGCGCCGCCCACGCGAGUCGCUUCUGCGGCGCAACCUGGCGCCGCUGUCGCCGCCGACGCCACCGCCGAGCGGCACGCAGUACAGCCCACUCACAGUGUCGCUCGUCAAGGGCGUCGGCCGCCUGCUCGGCUACAACUUUGUGCGCAGCAAGGCCAUCAAAGUCACGGGUGACCUGUAUGACCGCGCAGCGAUGCGCGCGCAGGCGGAAGCGCACUUCUGGUACAAGGAGUGUGCGCUGCCGGCCUCGUUCCAGACGUGGUUCCAGCUGACGAACCUGCACAUGUUCCUGCUGCUGAGCCGCUUCCGCGCGCUGCCCGCAGAGGAGGCACGCGAGUACACGCAGGAGCUGAUCAACCACUUUUUCAUCGAUACCGAGUCGCGCAUGCGCGAGCGCUUCGGCGUGCAGACGUCGCGCCUGGUCAAGGGCUACAUGAAGGACCUGCAUCUGCAGCACCGCGGCUCGAUUGUCGCCUACGAGGAGGGCCUUGCCACGGACGACGUGCGUCUCUCUGGCGCCAUCUGGCGCAACGUGUGGGGCGGCGGAUGGGGCGUCAUUGGCGGCGUCAAGCGCAAGAUGCCCCUCCUCGGCCGCACGAAGCGUGUGCCCGAAGCAUCUGACGACGGCGCCCCGGAGCUGGCGGUCGACAAGGAGGCGCCGACGCUCGGCGCCAGCGAGCCUGACGAGGACAGCGCGGCGCGUGCCGAGCUGCUCUUCCCCCAGCACCUGGAGCGAGUCACGCGCUGGCUGCGCCGCGAGGUGUACCGCCUGGGCCACCUGCCCAACGACGUGAUCCUGGAUGGCGACGUGCAUGCGCCGCGUGCUGCGCAGGCCGGCGACGUGGUGGGCCCGCCGGUGCCCGGCGCCGAGGUGGCCCGAGCGCCUGGCGCGGGCGACGGCGGCCAGCGCGAGGUGGUGUCGGCGUACACGCGGAUCUAA
Molecule: messenger RNA, 1020 nt
Organism: Malassezia sympodialis ATCC 42132
Lineage: Eukaryota; Fungi; Basidiomycota; Malasseziomycetes; Malasseziales; Malasseziaceae
Gene: CBP3
Product: Cbp3p
Biological process (GO): mitochondrial respiratory chain complex III assembly
Cellular component (GO): mitochondrion
Source: RefSeq, a predicted model, not a curated record